Molecule: messenger RNA, 1284 nt
Organism: Aspergillus fijiensis CBS 313.89
Lineage: Eukaryota; Fungi; Ascomycota; Eurotiomycetes; Eurotiales; Aspergillaceae
Product: lytic polysaccharide monooxygenase AA11 family protein
Exons: 1
Source: RefSeq, a predicted model, not a curated record
AUGUUCUCCAAGUCGACUUUCGUGGCAGUUACCCUGCUCGGCCUGUCCGCCGUUGAAGGACACAUGAUCAUGUCCAAGCCUGUUCCUUACGGCAAAGAUACUCUCAACAACUCGCCCCUGGCGGCUGACGGCAGCGACUUCCCUUGCAAGCUUCGUUCCAACACCUAUCAAGUCACCGAAUGGAACAAGGCAGCUGUUGGCGAGAGCAUGCCCCUGACCUUCCAGGGCAGUGCCGUCCACGGUGGAGGAUCCUGUCAGAUUAGUCUGACCACGGAUCUAGAGCCUACCAAAGACUCAUCGUGGAUGGUCAUCAAGUCCUUUGAGGGCGGCUGUCCUGCCAAUGUUGACGGAAACCUCCCCGCAAAUCCCAAUGGCGUGGAUCCAUAUUCCUUCAACUACACUAUUCCUGAGGGAAUCACUCCUGGCAAAUACACUCUGGCCUGGACCUGGUUCAACCGCAUCGGCAACCGCGAGAUGUAUAUGAACUGCGCCCCUCUUGAGGUCACUGGCGGCUCCAGCUCCAAGCGUUCCCGCGUGAUGCCGAAAUUGGAGGAGCGCUCAUCCAGCUUCCCUCCCAUGUUCGUCGCCAACGUCAACGGCUGCACUACCAAGGAGGGUGUCGAUAUCCGCUUCCCCCAGCCUGGUGCCGAUGUGCAGUACCUUGGUGAGGCCAGCAACUUGGCACCCGAGGGCAGCGCUGCCUGCACUGGUACUGCUACCUUUGGCGGUGCCGGUGACACGAGCUCUGGGACCAGCUCUGGUACGAGCUCCAGCUCUGGCUCCGGCUCGGGUGCUGCAUCGAGCGCAGCUGCUGCCGUCUCUAGUGCGGUCGUCGCCAACGCCAAUGCAAACACCGGAUCUUACAGUGCCUCAACUACCACGGCCGCUGCAAACACCGCUUACGCGGCGCCUCCAGCAGCAAGUUCUGCUUCGUCUGGAUCUGCUUCCGGCUCUUCGGCGGGAUCUUCGUCUGGAACUUCUUCCGGAGCUUCCUCCGGAGCUUCCCCUCAAGCUUCCGCUGGAUCGGGUUCUUCUGGAUCCGGCAGCACUAGCACAUCGACCUCUGGUGCCCUGUCCGGCUCUUGCAGCACGGAGGGCCAGUGGAACUGCAUCAAUGGCUCUUCCUUCCAGCGUUGCGCCAACGGCAAGUGGACCGCUUCCCAGGCUAUGGCGAGCGGCACCCAGUGCACGCCAGGCCAGAGCGCCGACCUCUCCAUCGCUACUGCCAAGUCUAAGCGCGAUGUGACUGAGAUGCGCGCCAGACGCCGUGCCCACGGAGGUCAC